Molecule: messenger RNA, 597 nt
Organism: Rhizophagus irregularis DAOM 181602=DAOM 197198
Lineage: Eukaryota; Fungi; Glomeromycota; Glomeromycetes; Glomerales; Glomeraceae
Source: RefSeq, a predicted model, not a curated record
AUGUCUCAAUUGGAAAAAUUAUAUAAUACUAUCAAAAAAAAUUUAGAAAAAAUAGACACUGAAUUGAUCGAGAAGAAAACUGUGUUACCUCUUAUCACACUCUUAGAACCAACAGUGGGACGUAGAUCUCCCAAUGCAUUUAUUAUCUAUUGCAAAGAUCAUGCAUCUUUUAUAAAAAACAAACCUGGAGAUAAUUCUAAAUUAUUAGGAAAAAUGUGGGAUAACGAACCAGCUGAUAUAAGGAUGGUUUAUGGUCUCUUAUCAAAUAUAAUGUCAACAUCAUAUAAAGAGUUCUUUUCAGGUACACAACCAUUGGAUCAAUCUAUUUCAAUGCCCGCCUUCUGUGUUAAUCCGAUAUAUCAACCUUACGCGAUUGAAAAAGAACCAAUUAAUGUAGUAGAACCAAUUAAUAUGGAAGAACCAAUUAAUUCUGUACAGGAUUCAGAAUUACCCGAUGAAACAAAACAACAAAAACAGGAAGAAAGUACUCCCGUUUUAAACGAAAGUCCAGGCAUUAUACAGCAAGAUGAAGUGGGCACGGAACGUGACUUUAUUAAUCCUUAUUUGGCGCUUUAUUUAGCUUAUUAUAAUAUUUAA